This is a messenger RNA of Penicillium longicatenatum, 414 nucleotides long. Its product is annotated as nuclear telomere cap complex subunit Ten1. The coding region runs from base 1 to 414 and encodes 137 amino acids. The transcript has a single exon. The record is from RefSeq and is a predicted model, not a curated record. Gene Ontology annotation, biological process: telomere capping. Gene Ontology annotation, cellular component: CST complex. NCBI's taxonomy places the organism in Eukaryota, Fungi, Ascomycota, Eurotiomycetes, Eurotiales, Aspergillaceae. Gene Ontology annotation, molecular function: single-stranded telomeric DNA binding.
AUGCUUACAUUAUCUGCGUUUAGUGUUAAACUGUAUAAUGUCACAAUGGGCCAUCUGGUUCUAGAACACAAUUAUCCGCGCAGCAGGUCCGAGCCGAGUACGGUUUCUGUGGAUAUCAAUGCUGUUCUGGAGAGUUUGAAGGCCGAGUAUUUGCGUGUUGGCACCUGGCUGAAUGUACUGGGCUACGUGCGAGAUUCAGCCACUCCAGAAUCUUCGUUUUCAUCGAGCCAAGCGGAUUUGCAACAACCCAGCAGUCAAUCUCUCACAAGUGCCAUUCCCACGAAAGUUGCAUCUCGUCCAGUCUUCAUUGAGGCCGUCAUGGUUUUCCCUGCUGGAGCGAUUGCACUGGGAGAAUAUGAGCGCAUCCUUCGACAUGUCAACGACGUGGAAAGCCGGAUUUAUCAUGCGGAGUGA